AUACACACACUCGUGCGCUCAUAUACACACGCACGCACGCACGCACGCACGCACGCACCCUUUCCUCCUCCCCUUGGCCGGGGGGGAAUGGCGUUGUCUCCGUCGAUGCGAGAAGAACGGACGGCAGGAAGUUGACUCGUGGAGGGAGCGAGGCGGCGAGACGAACCACGAGAGAGAGGAGCAGAAGAACCGAGAGCGGGGAAAAUGUCGUGGAAGAGGAACUACUUUGCGUCCGGCGGCGGUGGCGGUGGAAGUGGCGUUGGCAGCGGUGGAGGUGGUGGCAGCGGGAUGCCGGGGAUGUUGACGCCUCGCAACGUGACGUCCAUCGCUCCGAGUAAAGGGCUGAGCAACGAGCCGGGACAGAACAGCUGCUUCCUGAACAGUGCCCUGCAGGUUCUGUGGCACCUCGACAUCUUCAGACGCAGUUUCCGCCAGCUGACCAAUCAUAAGUGCAUGGAGGACUCGUGCAUUUUCUGCGCUCUGAAGAGCAUCUUCGCCCAGUUUCAGUACAGCAGCGAGAGAGUUCUGCCGUCGGACGCUCUGCGCAGCGCGCUCGCCAAAACCUUCCAGGACGAGCAGAGGUUUCAGCUCGGCAUCAUGGAUGACGCUGCAGAGUGCUUCGAAAACAUCUUGAUGAGGAUUCACUUCCACAUCGCAGACGAGACCAAAGAAGACAUCUGCACGGCCAGACACUGCAUCCCGCACCAGAAGUUCGCCAUGACGCUCUUCGAGCAGUGUGUGUGCAGCAGCUGUGGAGCGUCCUCAGAUCCGCUGCCCUUCAUUCAGAUGGUCCACUACAUCUCCACCACCUCGCUGUGUAACCAGGCAGUGAAGAUGUUGGAGUCGAGGGAGAAGGCGACUCCCAGCAUGUUUGGCGAGCUGCUGCGAAACGCCAGUAUGGGAGACCUGCGCAGCUGUCCCAGUCAGUGUGGCCAGCAGCUGAGGAUGGCUCGCGUCCUCCUCAACAGUCCCGAGAUCAUCACCAUCGGGCUGGUGUGGGACUCGGAUCACUCGGACCUGGCCGAGGACGUCAUCCACACCCUGGGAACCUGCCUGCGGCUCGGAGAUCUGUUUUACAGAGUGACGGAGGAGAAGGCGCGCCAGGCGGAGCUCUACCUGGUCGGCAUGGUGUGUUACUACGGGAAACAUUACUCCACCUUCUUCUUCCAGACCAAGAUCAGACGAUGGAUGUACUUCGAUGACGCACACGUCAAAGAGAUCGGUCCCAAGUGGAAGGACGUUGUUUCUCGCUGCAUCAAGGGCCACUACCAGCCGCUGCUGCUGCUCUACGCCGAUCCGCGAGGGACGCCCGUGUCGGCCCAGGACGCGCCCUCGCGCUUCCCCCUCCACAGCCUCAACAAGGCCUGCUACGACAGCGAGGACUCGGGCCGCGAGCAGUCGAUCUCCAGCGACACUCGCACCGAUUCGUCGACGGAGAGCUACUCGUCCCGACAGCCCUCCCACUCACACCAUGAGUCCCUGGCCAGCCACUACUCCUCCGACUCCCAGGGAACCGUCAUCUGCACCGAGCGCGCCGAGGGACCGCUGCACGCCUCGCUCGGCAGCCUGGAUACCGUAGGCCACGUGACGGACAGCGAGCAGCACCGGUCUCCGAGGAAGGGAGGCAGGGCCGGAGAUAGGAGGCGAAGCUCUAGCCGCCACCGCCGGUCUAAACCCGACAACGAAGCCCCGUCGGCUGGGUACCACAGCGAGGGUGAGACGUUAAAGGAGCAGCAGGUUCCUCGCCACCUCCCCAAACCUUCCUCCUCCUCCUCCUCCUUUUCUUCCUCCUCCAGUCGUCUCCGAGACUUUAAGGAGACCAUGAGCAACAUCAUCCACAGCCGCCCGCUCUCCUCCUCUUCCUCCUCUUCUCUGCCCGCUGCCGUCCUCGCCUCUGACAUCACUUCCUCCUCCAAAAACAACAACAACCACAACCAGGACAUCUACGCGGCCUCCUGUCCCUCCGCCGCUGCAUCCCGGGACUGGGAGGCGGACAGCACCGGCAGCGAGUCCAAGUCCAGCUGCUCGGGCGGAGCGGGGUCGGGGGGGUACCGGCCGGCGUGGCGCCCGCGCAGGGAGGCACUCAACAUCGACAGCAUCUUCACCCGCGAGAGGCGGCGGCAGGCGGGGUACAGCCCGCUCGCCGCCCCGCUCAACGACGAGGCUGGAGCACCAGAGGAGGACGUUAGCUCUGUCACACAAAGGCCGGGCUCCUCCUGGACUCUCCCCAACUUCUCCUCCAGCAGAAGCUGCGUCAGAGCCCAACCAGGAAAUGGAAGAGGAAGUGGCGUGGAUGCAGAGCUCCCUCCCCCCCCUCCUGCUCCCCCUCGGCUGAUCCAGAGGAUGGAGAGCGGAUACGAGAGCAGCGAGAGGAACAGCAGCAGUCCCGUCAGCCUGGACCUGAACCCCGCCGACAGGGAGUGUGUCCUGAAGAAGCCUUCCUCCUCCUCCUCAUCCUCGGGACCGUCCUGGAGGAACAACCGGUCGAAGAGCAGCGGCGCUUUGCUGCAGGAGCUGGGCUCGUCCAGCAGGGGGAGCCUCGCAGCGCCCCCUGCGGGCCCCAGCGAGCUGGACCAGCUGCAGGAGGAGGUGCAGAGGAGAGCGAGGGAGGAGGAACAGCAGCGACGGCAGGAGAAGGAGAGGGAGGCGGCGCUCGGUUUCAACCCCCGACCCAGCAAGUACCUGGACCUGGACCAGCUGCAGAUCCAAGGUAAAGGUGACAGCUUUGAGAGGUGUGUGUCGGAGGCGGAGCUUCUGCUGGACCAGUCGGUGCGUCUGGAGCAGGCGGGAGAGGUCGCCGCUGCGCUGUCGGUGGUCAACGAAGCCGUCUCCAAACUGCAGCUGGCGGCGGCCGAGGGCGGAGCUGGUAGUCACAGCCGGCUGCAGCGCUGCCUGAGGAGAGGCCGCAGCCUGCAGCAACGCAUCCUGCAGCAGCAGCCGGACUCAGAGGCUGCAGGCAGACUGCAGAAGGAGCAGGAACAGCCCAGUGAAAAGCCUCUCUCGCUCCAAAUUCUUCUGACAGCGAGCCAGGGCGACCAAUCAGCUUCCAGUCUGGACCAGCAGGCCCCACCUCUCUCCCCCUGCCUCGUUAAGCCCCUCCCUCCAAAAACGAACUCUCUGUCGGACCUUCCCUCGGGCACCGUGGCCCCUACAGGUUCACCCAGGGAGGACGGUAGGACCGGAGGCCCCUGCUCUCGCUUCGGGAAACCCCUGGGAGAGGUGGCUCCUCCCCCUCCACCUGAGGAGGUGGAGCAUCGCGCCCAGUGGCCCAGAACGCCUUCUGUCUCUAUCCUAUCACAGGCCCUGCCCCCGUCACCUGUUCACACCAUCGACAGGAGUCAUGUGAGGAUGGACGAGGCGCCAUUUUACCCCCGACAACCCCCGACAACGCCCCCUGCAACUUCUUUCCCAACACGGAGUUGGUCCUGCUUACACCCAGCUGAUGUCGUUGAUUCUCCCGUUGACCCACCAGUCGUCCCGCCAGUCGUCCCGCCAGUCGUCUCGCCCCUUUACUUGCCCCCAGAUUCCCCCCCGCCCCCUGGCCAGGACUUCCGAGCGGCCCUGCCUGUGGAGCGCUGGGCGGAGAACGUCAACAGAUACUACGGCUCCGAGAGGGCAACGGGCGGAGCAGCGUUGCACGGCGAGGAGCUGUCGGAGCUGGAGUCUCUGUACCAGGCGAGCCUGCUGGCUCCCAGCAUGCACCGGGGCAGCCGAGGAGUCAGUCCUCAGCCAACAAGCAACAAACAAGGUUUGAGGAGAAUGCUGUCAGGAUCUGGACGGUCCAAAACACCGACGGCUGAGAUCGAGAGACACGCCUACAGAUCACCAGUUACACCUCAUAAGCCUCCGUCUGGUGAAGACGAGAGCUACAGUGCAGCCAACCUGCGACGCCUCGCACGCAGCCUCAGUGGAACCGUCAUCGGGUCCAGACCCCAAAACCUCGGCUCCUCCCACAGCUGUGAGCCCUCUGUGUCCCUCAGACACUCCUCCUCUUCCUCCUCCCUCCUCCGUCGCCCCAGCAACCCCUCCUCCCCCUCCUCCACUACAGAUCCCUCCCUCCAUCACCUCCUCCGUCACCUCCCCCCCUCGCAGACACCCCGGCCCCCGACGGAGGGCCUCUCCUCCUGGGGACACUCAGGAUCUGGCUCCGCCCCCCAGCAGCCCUUCAUGGUUGUAUCUGACCGGCGUCCGUCUCUCUCGGGUCAAAGCCUCCACAGCGUCCCGCUGAGUUACGCCACUCUGCCUCGAGGUCCUCGCCGAGCUCAGCCUCCCCCCUCUGCCCCCCCCUCCUCCUCCUCCCUCCCCCGUGGCGUCUCCGGCCCCGCCCCCCCUCCUCCACACAGUCUCUACGCCACGCUGUCUCACCCUCGACGCACUGCCGCAUCCAACGCUCACCGCCGGCAGCCAUCUCUGCCCGGUACACUCGACGGCUCCGCCCCCGCCCAGCCGCUGCGCCUAGAUGUUCCCCCGGAGACCGACUGGCGCCGAGACACCAACUACAGGACCGUGUCUUCCUCCUCCUGGGACCCCCGCGCCGCACGCGGCCACCAGUCGCUCCAGCGGACGGCCGCCCGCCAGACGCCACUGCCGCGGCUCUGCUUGCUCUGCCAGCAGCUUCCUGCCGAGCCAACGCGGCCCUACUGCCCGUCCUGCAGCGCCUACGUGGCUCGCAUCGCGGACGCCACUCUUAGGAGCGUGCAUCGCCGAUGAUGACGCACAUCGAUUUAGAUUCACAACUUCCCGAUUUGAUUACACUUGUGAUUCGGCUCCAUGUCAGUAAUGUCAGGGAACAUUUUAGUUACAAAAGACCCAGUUUUGACCCUUUCUCCCUAAAAUAUUCAAACUUUUUCUCCAAAAUGUUUUUGCCUGGAUAUAAACUAAUACUUGUGUAUGUCUGAGGCCCCCAAAAGGACUUUUUACUUCUAUAUCUGUGGUGAAAUGGCAGAUAUAGAAAUAUUCUUUUAUGGAUCAGAUCACUCAAACAAAGAUCCAUUUUAAACUGUUUGAACCCAGAA
Molecule: messenger RNA, 5015 nt
Organism: Sander lucioperca (pikeperch)
Lineage: Eukaryota; Metazoa; Chordata; Actinopteri; Perciformes; Percidae
Gene: usp54a
Product: ubiquitin specific peptidase 54a
Exons: 23
Coding region: 205-4710 (1501 amino acids)
Biological process (GO): protein deubiquitination
Molecular function (GO): cysteine-type deubiquitinase activity
Source: RefSeq, a predicted model, not a curated record